AGAGAGAGGGAGAGAGAGAGAGAAAGAGGCGGACGCUGGAGAGUCAAGGGGAAUAUAAAGAGCACGCGGAAAGCAAGUCAGACUAAACUCGAAGAAGCAAGCGACAGAGCACACAGGAGGCUGAAGUCAGAGUCCGGACCGCCUGUUCAUACUUCAUAAAUACGUGUGUCAUUCUAUUACCCCCCUCCGUGUGGAAAAGUGGACUAAUCUCUGGGUGUGCUGGUGGAGGCCCCAGUGAAGGAGGGAUAGAGGAUAAGUGUAUAAAAGAAGAGCGAAAGUGUCUGACUGACUGACGUGGUGACCGAGGAUGAGGAAGAGCAGGAGUGUGUUAGCGGUGACACCAGGCGAUGAAACCAAGGAGCCUCCGGGAGUGCCCCUGUUCGGCAGCACCCCGGGGGUGGACCUUCGCCGGGGCCGCAGGCGUCACUCGGGCACGCUAAUGUUGCCCCCGUUGUCGUGGCGACAGGCGGAGAGGGAUCUGGGCCGCACGCCAGAGUAUGAUGCCAUGGCCCGACCCACCAGCCUGCCCUUCCAACCUCCGCCACGCAUCGACAUUACCCAUGUCGACCCAGACAGCUUCGAUGUGGAGAAUUCCCCGUCUGCAUGCUGCAGCCCGUCGGACCCCCAGGCGUCCCCGAGCUCCGGCCUGGUCCUGCACCCCAACACGGGGGGCCACGGGCAGCGGCGCGAGUCCUUCCUCUACCGCUCCGACUCGGACUACGACCUGUCGCCCAAGUCCCGCGAGUUGUCCCGCAACUCCUCGGUCGCUGGAGAACUGCAUGGGGAAGACCUGAUUGUGACUCCUUUUGCUCAGGUUCUUGCCAGUCUUCGCACAGUGAGGAACAACUUCACCACCUUGACCAGUGUACAAUGCACCUCCAAUAAGAGGUCACCAGCCGCCCCACAGCCUCCUGUAACCAGAGUCUCUCUGUCAGACGAGUCGUACCAGAAGCUGGCCAUGGAGACGAUGGAGGAGCUGGACUGGUGUCUGGACCAGCUGGAGACCAUCCAGACCUACCGUUCCGUCAGCGACAUGGCUUCCAACAAGUUCAAGAGGAUGUUGAACCGGGAGCUGACCCACCUGUCAGAGAUGAGUCGCUCCGGCAACCAGGUGUCAGAGUUCAUCUCCAACACCUUCCUUGACAAGCAGAAUGAGUUGGAGUUGCCGUGCCCUAUGGCCAAGACCAGGGAGAGGAAGAAGAGAACCCACCACCAGACCCAGCAGGGGGGUCAGACUCCGGGUCAAGGGACGAUGACCCAGAUCAGUGGGGUCAGGAAGGUCAGCCAAACCCCCGUGCCCCAAGGCUGCAGCGUCAGCCGCUUCGGGGUCAAAACAGACCAGGAGGACCUGCUGUCUAAGGACCUCGAGGACAUCAACAAGUGGGGUCUGAACAUCUUCAGGGUGGCCGAGCACUCCCACAACCGCCCGCUCACUUGCACCAUGUACACCAUCUUCCAGGAGCGAGACUUGAUGAAGACGUUCAAGAUCCCUGCGGACACAUUCGUGACCUUCAUGUUGACCCUGGAAGCGCACUACCACUCAGACGUAGAAUACCACAACAGCCUCCACGCUGCAGACGUGGCCCAGUCCACACACAUCCUGCUCGCCACACCCGCUCUGGACGCCGUCUUCACAGAUCUGGAGAUCUUGGCGGCCAUCUUUGCGGCAGCUAUCCAUGACGUGGACCAUCCUGGGGUCUCCAACCAGUUCCUCAUUAACACCAACUCAGAGCUAGCCCUGAUGUAUAACGACGAGUCGGUCCUGGAGAACCACCACCUGGCCGUGGGCUUCAAGCUGCUGCAGGAGGACAACUGUGACAUCUUCCAGAACCUGACCAAAAAACAACGCCAGUCCCUCAGGAGAAUGGUCAUAGACAUGGUACUGGCUACUGACAUGUCCAAACACAUGAGCCUACUGGCUGACCUGAAGACCAUGGUGGAGACCAAGAAGGUGACCAGCUCUGGAGUGUUGCUGCUGGACAACUACACAGACAAAAUACAGGUGAUGCGUAACAUGGUUCACUGCGCAGACCUGAGCAAUCCGACCAAGUCCCUGGACCUGUACCGCCAGUGGACCGACCGCAUCAUGAACGAGUUCUCCCACCAGGGAGACCGGGAGAGGGAGAGAGGCAUCGAGAUCAGCCCCAUGUGUGAUAAGCAUACGGCUUCAGUGGAGAAGAGCCAGGUGGGCUUCAUAGACUACAUCGUCCACCCUCUGUGGGAGACGUGGGCCGACCUGGUGCACCCUGACGCCCAGGAGAUCCUGGAUACCCUGGAAGACAACAGGAACUGGUACCAGAGCAUGAUCCCCCAGAGCCCCUCUCCCCCCUUCUGCACCGGAGACGGAGAGGGGGAGGGAGAGGGCGGAGAAGGAGGUCACAAGUUCCAGUUUGAGCUGACGCUAGAUGACGGACAGGAUGAGGAUGGACAGAUAGGAAGGGAGGAGGGCGAGAGGGGGACAGAAGGGGGACUGUCGCCAAUGGACCAGGGUGGAGUAGAGAUGGAGAUGCGUGGGGCUUCCCCCACAUAACAAGCCUUGACCGUGAUCUUUAUAAAAGCACCAGUUUUAGGCUGUGUUUGGCAUCUUGUUUUAUUGCAGUGGAGGAAUCCUGCAAUCUGGCUCUUUGGAGCUGCUCUGCUUGUGCGCGAGGGCCUGACUGACUUAGGGCCCCUGCAGAAGAGGGUGGGGGACCCCAACACUUGUUUUGGGAACCCUCAGAAAGAAGAUUAUGAUGAGUUGAAGAGAGUGAUGCCUUGAAGGAGUGCUGUUGAACUGCUGUGUGGCAGAAGUACCAUAUCUUGGUCCUUAGCCAGAUACUACGAUCUUUGCUCUGACAAAUAAAAUGAAGCUAAUUUACGCUAAGAGACAAUGGUGUUCAAUUGGGACAAGAUGAGACACUUGCACUUCAGAACGAUUGUUGUUCUUUGUGACUAUUUUCGGGUAUAUGUUCUGUUUUGUAACGGGAUUGGAUGGGAUGUUGCCGGGUAGCGUUCAAAGUUCAAGCUAGUGGUCCACAGGUAUUUAUAACACAGAAGGUUUACCCAUUUGUAACAGGUGUCUAAAGACUUUUGUGUGCCUUUUUUUAUGACCGUGUCUUUUGUAUGUCAUUUUCUAAUUUAUUUAACAGUUUUAAGUCGUUCUUAUAAAAUGUUUGUUUUCUACCCACAACUAAUCUAUUUGUCUCUCGAAUGAGAGGAAAAUUCUUCCGGUCUUCCUUAUGUCUUCUCAACAAUAGUGUAUUCCGAAUUGUGCUUUGUGGACUUUCCAAAAUCGUGGGACUUCCCAGCACAAGUUGCACUUUUUUUUUUUGCAAGGGUUGAGAGUUGUAAGGGUUGAGAGUUGUAAGGGUUGAGAGUUAGAACAGUGUUUCAACUAAAGAGUCAGGUUAUUCUUUCAACGCCCAACUCAACAAGUUAUCUCUUAAAUCUCAAGUCAAUAUUAACAAACGCCACAUAAGUUCGAUAUUCACAGCAAAGCUGUGGCAAACCUGCUCCUUUUUAUUUUACGUAUUUGCCUACCAUAAAGCAAUUAUCUCCAUCGUUCAAAUUUUCCCAGUGGGAAAAACCAAUGAAAGUCAAUGUAAACUAUCCUAACCAAUAAGCUCCAAAGAUGACCUGAUAAAAGCACUUUAACAGCCAGAUGGAACUCAGUCCAGAUGUUGUGCCACAUCUGAUUAGCACUUAAUUAAAUAUCUUAAUAUUCUUUCGCAAAAACAUUUAAUUUUGAGUAUCUUCCUUCCGUGAAUGGAAGUCCAGUAGAUGGAAUCUAAUUCAUGCACAGUAUUAAAGACAAUUAAGGCCCAUCAAAUUAACCAUUGAGUGGUUUCUUUCCAAAGAGAAAGAGAAAAAUCCCACGUCACAUGAUAUUUUGAAGCCCUAGACUAGCCUUGUGACGGUCAACCAAUGUCAAAAAACAAACCUCCAUACAACAAUAUUUGACAUCAGCUGAUGUUAUACUUUUGGUUGCCAGGUCCCUCUUGAGGUGUCCACCGCCAACAAACACAUCUCUCGAGGUUUGGCAGAAAUCACAGAGCAACAAACACAAUGAAACUAAGCCAAAAACAAAUAGCAUCUUUUUAAAAGUUGAUUCAAUGUUAAUUUAAUGUCACCUAAAAGGUCCCCUGUAGGAAGUGGAGAUACUGAAGUGAAAUGUUUAAAAAAUAAUUUAAAAAGCCACGAUUUCUGUCCAGCACUUUGACGAGCUGGAUAGCUCAGCACCUAAUUGCUCUCUGUCAACAAUACAUCUAAAUGGUACUGCCAUGGAAGCUGCACCACUCAGCUUCUACAGUGUGGGGAGAACAGCAUAACAUCACUAGAUGACAAUACUUCCCUUGUUGACUGUGUGUGUGUGUGUGUGUGUGUGUGUGUGUGUGUGUGUGUGUGUGUGUGUGUGUGUGUGUGUGUGUGUGUGUGUGUGUGUGUGUGUGUGUGUGUGUGUGUGUGUGUGUGUGUGUGUGUGUGUGUGUGUGUGUGUGUGUGUGUGUGUGUGUUUACGAGGAUAACUUAGCUGCACAAUCUCCUCGUCCAUGCACCUAGUCCUAUGUCAAUCCAUGAACUGUUUGAAACAGUGUAUUUAUGACUUUGAUCUGUAAAUAGAAUCAUAUUCACAAAAAGUAUGUUUGGUAUAAUUUAUAUGCACUUCCAUUACCUGUCAAAACAAGUGAAAUAUUUGUUAUAAUGUAUAAUACUCAAGUUUUUGCAGAUUUCCACAGAACAUUCUUAAACAUCUGUGUUACUUGGCAGAAAACUGAGGUGGUUGGCAGAAACGUAAUUCCUCGGUUUCCAUUGUUUUCCUGUUAUCUGGAGCCAUAUGAAGGCUGCAUUGAACCUAUAUGAUGUAUGGUGACGGGUCAUUGUACAGCUAGCUGUAUGUUUAUUGAAAUAUUACAUUGUUUAAGAUGUACCGAUAUUUCCCAUGUGUUUCUCAGAAGUCUCACACAAUGCAUGGUAAGGUAUUGUAUAUUGUGUUCAACAAAUCUUUUUUAUGAAAUUAUUAAAAUGAGCAUGAAUUUACACUAUG
This is a messenger RNA of Salvelinus fontinalis (brook trout), 5020 nucleotides long. RefSeq names its product cAMP-specific 3',5'-cyclic phosphodiesterase 4B-like. Bases 308 to 2530 code for a protein of 740 amino acids. NCBI's taxonomy places the organism in Eukaryota, Metazoa, Chordata, Actinopteri, Salmoniformes, Salmonidae. Gene Ontology annotation, biological process: signal transduction. Gene Ontology annotation, molecular function: 3',5'-cyclic-AMP phosphodiesterase activity; transmembrane transporter binding. The record is from RefSeq and is a predicted model, not a curated record. The transcript is spliced from 17 exons. Gene Ontology annotation, cellular component: cytosol; nucleus; perinuclear region of cytoplasm.